Molecule: messenger RNA, 639 nt
Organism: Acanthamoeba castellanii str. Neff
Lineage: Eukaryota; Discosea; Longamoebia; Acanthamoebidae
Exons: 4
Coding region: 1-639 (212 amino acids)
Source: RefSeq, a predicted model, not a curated record
AUGCAUCUGGCGCUAGUGGUGCCGCUAUUCUACUUUCUUCUGGUGGUGUCGUCGGUGGAGGACUCAGAAUUCUACAAGAAGCCCGCAACCACAACCACAACAGCCCCCUCACCACAGAGAACCAAGACAUUGCUGGACGCGUUCUCGGAUUUCUUCGUCGGCACGAAAUGGGUGUCGAACGUGCAGAAGUACUACUCCGAAUACAUGCAGACUGAGAAUAUGGAGCAGUUGGAGUUGGCCCGGAGCGAGCUGCACAGCAUCGAUGACGACCUCAGCCGCGUACAAACGCAGGAGCUCAUAUUGCGCUCGCGUCAGUCUGAGCUCGGCGCGUGGCUGCAGGAGAAUGCUGUCAAGCCCGUCGAAGAACGCAACCCCACAGUGGAAGAACUGGUGAGCAUGGAAUCGGACAGACUGGCGCUGCUCGAACACCGGCUAAAUCGGCUCAAGAACAAGCUGCUCAAACAGAAGGGAGACGUGGCUGCAUUCCUCAAGAUCAAUGUCAAAGCGACCGUGCGCGAUACGCUGAGGCACACCCAGACUGGACCCGCGGGGCGGCUUGUCAUCGAUCCCUCGUUCGAGGAGGCCGAGGGGCGCAACCACUUCAUCUCGACCACCGACCAUGACGACAUCGAAGGCUAA